This is a messenger RNA of Cokeromyces recurvatus, 3604 nucleotides long. RefSeq lists its product as uncharacterized. Gene Ontology annotation, molecular function: ATP binding; U3 snoRNA binding; GTP binding. The transcript has 6 exons. The record is from RefSeq and is a predicted model, not a curated record. Gene Ontology annotation, biological process: maturation of SSU-rRNA from tricistronic rRNA transcript (SSU-rRNA, 5.8S rRNA, LSU-rRNA); endonucleolytic cleavage of tricistronic rRNA transcript (SSU-rRNA, 5.8S rRNA, LSU-rRNA); ribosome biogenesis. NCBI's taxonomy places the organism in Eukaryota, Fungi, Mucoromycota, Mucoromycetes, Mucorales, Mucoraceae. Gene Ontology annotation, cellular component: 90S preribosome; nucleus. Bases 41 to 3523 code for a protein of 1160 amino acids.
UUUUUUUUUUUUUCUUUAUUUGAAUUAGGCUUUCAUUAUUAUGGAGGAAAAAACACAUAAGCCUCAUAUUAAAAAGAAGGCAGGAAAGAAAGUUGAACGUAAAAAAGAAAAUAAAUUUGCCAAUGCGAAGAAAUCGAGUAAUCCCAAGGCAUUCACCUUCCAAAGUGCUGGAAAAGCAGAAAAGACAGUAAGAAGAAACUUUGAUAUUGGUGAAAAGAAACUUCAUGUACCUAUGGUGGAUCGUACUCCUUUGGAGUCACCUCCUGUUGUUGUUGCUGUCGUUGGUCCUCCUGGUACUGGUAAAUCAACACUUAUUCGAUCUUUAGUAAAACGCUAUACAAAACAUAAUUUGAAUGAAAUUAAAGGUCCAAUUACCGUUGUAAGCGGUAAAAAGAGACGUUUAACCUUUAUGGAAUGUAACAACGAUUUAAAUUCAAUGAUCGAUAUUGCUAAAGUUGCUGAUCUUGUAUUACUGAUGAUCGAUGCAAGUUUUGGUUUUGAAAUGGAAACAUUCGAAUUUUUGAAUAUUUUACAAUCGCAUGGUUUUCCCAAAGUUAUGGGUAUUCUUACCCAUCUUGAUAAGUUUCGUAACAACAAAACAUUAAAGACAACUAAAAAGAGAUUAAAGCAUCGUUUCUGGACAGAAAUCUAUCAGGGUGCUAAACUAUUUUAUCUUUCAGGUAUUAUUAACGGCAGAUAUCCUAAUAUGGAAAUUCAAAAUCUUUCUCGCUUUAUUUCCGUCAUGAAGUUUCGACCUUUAGUCUGGCGUAAUACACAUCCUUAUGUAGUAGCCGAUCGUAUUGAAGACUUGACAGAUCCUGAACUACUUCACCGUAAACCAAACUGUGAUCGUACAGUUACACUAUAUGGCUAUUUACGUGGUACGAAUUUGAAGCCUAACAUGCGUGUUCAUAUUCCUGGAGCGGGUGAUCAUGAUCUAGCUGAUGUCUCUGUUUUACCUGAUCCUUGUCCUUUGCCUGAUAAGGAACGUAAGAGAUUAGAUGAAAAACACAAAUUAAUCUAUGCUCCCAUGUCUGAUGUGGGUGGCGUCAUGUAUGAUAAGGAUGCUGUCUAUAUUAAUGUGCCUGGUCAUUUUACAAAGAAAUCAGCCUAUGCUCCUUCAGAAAUUAAUAAAGAUGAUGAGAAUGAUGUUGAUGACGAACCCAACGUACCUUAUGGUACAGGUGAAAAACUCGUAAUGGAUCUUCAAGACGCUCAAGAUACGCUUGCUGCUCAAUUAGAAGAAUCUGAAUUACGAAUCUUCUCGGGAUCUACACCUGUGAAAGCAAGUGAAGUGAAAGAAUUAUUGGAAGAGGAUGAAAAUGGUAGAACCCGUAGACGUGCUGUGUUUGGUGAUGAAGAUGCAGAAAUAGAUGAUGAGGAUGAAGUUGAAGAUGAUGAAGAUGAUGUUAUGGAUGACGGAGAUGAUGAGGAUCUUGAGGAUGAGGAAGAAGAUGCUCCUCGUCGUGGUAAAGCCUUAACUAAAUUUGAUACAAGAAAUAUUCCUAAGAAGGGUGAAAAGGAAGAUAAAGAAGCUAAUGAUGACAAUGAGCCUGAUUAUGAAUUUGCAGAUAGUGAUAGUGAUUUAGGUGAUGAUGUAGAUGAUAAUGAAGAUUUUGUCAUGGUUGAUGGUCGUAAAAAGAGACACUCAAUUGAUGAUGAAGAGCUUGCUGGUGAAUUACGUUGGAAAGCUAACCUUCAAGAAAAAGCAAGUGAUAUGUUUUCCAGUCGCAGACGAACAAACCUGAUCUCGCUCAUUUAUAAUCACCCUGAGCUUACUCCUGAAGAUAUUCUAAACGGUAAUUAUGGUGAUGACAAUAAGGAUGAAGAUGAUGUCGAAGAUGCUGAAGAAGAAGAAUUCUUCAAGAUUAAUAGAGAGAAUACAAACAGAGUAGAGCUAGUUGACAGUAGUCGCGAUCCUUUUGAUUUAGAAGAAUUAGAAGAUUGGGAUGAUGAAGAUACAUUAGAUUCUAUUAGAAAUCGUUUCAUUACUGGUGAUAUUGAUGCUGUUCAAGGUGAAAGUGCUUUCCCAGCAGAGGAAGACGAAGUGAUGGGUGACUUUGAAGACCUUGAAGCUGAUGCAAAUGAAGAAGAAGAAGAAGGAGAAGAUGAGAACAAAGAUAAAAAGAAGAGAGAUAAAGAAGGCAUGAUUCGUGAUCCUGUUAUGGUUGAGCGUGAAAAGAUUGCAAAACGUAAAGAGGAACUUCGUAAAAAGUUUAUUGAAGAAUUUGGAGAUGAUGAUGAGGGACCUAAAAUGGAUUUCUAUGAGCAAAAGAAAGCAGAAAUCGAACAACAGCUUCAAAUGAAUCGAGCCGAAUUUGAGGAUGAUGAUCCCCAAACACGAGCUAUGGUUGAAGGUUAUCGUCCAGGAAGCUAUGUUCGUAUCUUGCUUAAAAAUAUGCCAUGUGAAUUUGUACAGAACUUUGAUCCUACUUAUCCUGUCCUUGUUGGUGGUCUCUUAACAAGUGAAAAUCAAUUUGGUUGGGUUCAAGUAAGAAUUAAACGCCACCGUUGGUUCCCAAAGACGCUCAAGACAAACGAUCCUCUUAUUUUCUCUAUUGGUUGGAGACGCUUUCAAAGUAUCCCUAUUUAUUCACUUAAUGAUGGUACACGUAACCGUAUGCUUAAAUAUACACCAGAACAUAUGCAUUGUUUGGGUACCUUUUACGGUCCUGUGCAUACACCCAAUACUGGUUUCUGUGCAGUACAAAAUGUAGCGGAUAAUAAAGCUGCAAACUUCCGAAUAAGUGCAACUGGUGUUAUUGUAGAUAUUAGUCAAUCUACUGAAAUAGUUAAAAAACUUAAAUUAACAGGUUUUCCAACUAAAAUAUAUAAAAACACAGCAUUUAUCAGAGACAUGUUUACAUCUGCAUUAGAAGUUGCUAAAUUUGAAGGUGCCAAUAUUCGUACUGUAUCUGGUAUUCGUGGUCAAGUUAAAAAGGCUUUACCUAAACCCGAUGGCCAUUUCCGUGCUACUUUUGAGGAUAAAAUUUUAAUGAGUGAUAUUGUCUUCUUAAGAGCUUGGUAUCCUGUUAAGCCACGUAAAUUCUAUAACCCAGUUACAUCACUCUUAUUAUCUACUAAAGAAAAAUGGCAAGGUAUGCGUACAACAGGCCAAGUCAGAAAGGAAUUGAAUAUGCAUGCACCUCAAAAUGUGGAUUCUAUUUACAAGCCUAUUGAAAGAAAAGAGCGCCGCUUCAAUGCCUUGAAGAUUCCUAAAGCACUUCAAGCUGAAUUACCAUUUGCUAAUAAACCCAAGAAUGCAACAAAGAGUAAAAAGCAAUCUUAUAUGAGUAAACGUGCAGUUAUUCUUGAGCCAGAAGAAAAGAAAAUUUAUACCUUAAUGCAACAAUUAAAUACACUUCGUAAUGAAAAGGAUCGUAAGCGUAAACUUAAGAAUAACGAACGACGUGAAAUGGUUGAAAAGAAGAGAGCAAAGAUUGCUGAGAUAAACGAGAAAAAGGAGAAGGAACGUCGUAAAGACUAUUUCCGUAAAGAACAACAAAAGAGUAAAGCCUCUUAAUGUAUAUUUAAUAAACAAAUAAGAUAGACUUGUUACAAAUAUUCAUUUAAUAAAUUGUUAAUAUAUGAACCAAAAAAAAAA